Rhododendron vialii is the source of this 1434-nucleotide messenger RNA. RefSeq lists its product as uncharacterized. The transcript has 9 exons. Gene Ontology annotation, molecular function: protein binding. Gene Ontology annotation, biological process: protein folding in endoplasmic reticulum. The record is from RefSeq and is a predicted model, not a curated record. Gene Ontology annotation, cellular component: EMC complex. NCBI's taxonomy places the organism in Eukaryota, Viridiplantae, Streptophyta, Magnoliopsida, Ericales, Ericaceae. Bases 188 to 1090 code for a protein of 300 amino acids.
AAGGGUAAAAGUGAAAUUACUCCAAGCUCCGUUAACAGAUCCAAAAACCGGCCACCACACACAGACACAAGACUAGACACACAGCGUAAUACCCAGUGUCUUCGACAUUGAGAGAGAGAGAGAGAGAGAGAGAGAGAGAGAGAGAGAGAGAGAGGGGAAUUGAAACCUGAGAUUGGGCGAAAGAAAGAUGGUGAGCAAAACGGAGGAAGCGCGAGUGGCGGUGCUGGAGAACCAGGUGGACAACGGAGGGGGAGGCGCUUGGGAGUACCUCUGUCUCGUCCGGAAGCUCAAGCUCCGGCGCUCCGACAAGGUGCUCAAGCACGGAUUGUCCAUCUUGAACGACCCUGGUAAACGAUCCAGUCUCGGCCCUGAAGAAUGGACUUUGUACGAACAGGUUGCUAUUGCAGCUAUGGACUGCCAAUGCCUUGAUGUUGCGAAGGACUGCAUAAAGGUCUUACAAAAGAGAUUUCCUGGUAGUAAAAGGGUUGGCAAGUUAGAAGCAAUGAUUCUAGAAGCAAAAGGAUCCUGGGCAGAGGCAGAAAAAGCUUACUCAAGUCUCUUGGAGGAUAAUCCAUUAGAUCAAGUAAUUCUCAAGCGGAUGGCAACUAUGGCAAAGGCACAAGGCAAUCUUUCAGGGGCCAUUGAAUUGCUAAAUAAAUAUCUUGAAAUAUAUAUGGCCGAUCAAGAUGCCUGGAGGGAACUUGGUGAAAUUUAUGUCUCAUUACAAAUGUACAAGCAAGCUGCUUUCUGCUUUGAGGAGCUAAUCUUAUCUCAACCUACGAAUCCACUGUACCACCUAGCCUAUGCGGAUGUGCUUUACACACUUGGCGGACUUGAAAACCUUCAGUCAGCUAAGAAAUAUUAUGCAUCUGCAACAGACUUGACUGGUGGCAAGAAUACCAGGGCACUUUUUGGUAUUUGCUUGUGUACACAUGCAAUUGGGCAACUGACGAAAGGUCGUAACAAGGAGGACAAAGACGGCUCAGAGUUGCAGUCUCUAGCAGCAACAGCAUUGGAAAAAGACUACAAGCGGAUAGCUCCCGCCAAGCUUUCUUCGCUUACUUCAACCUUGAAAAGCUUAAACCUAUAAUCAUAACUACUUUCCGAGAUACUGGUGGUUCUAUUUCUUAUCCCUCACCACAUUUAAAGGGGGUGAAAAUGUAGUUUAUCCAAUUUUCAGUUUUGUGAUUUUUCAAAUAACUCUCCUCUUUCGUGCCCCUUUGAAUUCAUAAUAAGAGGAUGUGAUGUAUUCUUAUGGUAGUUUGCUUCAGUUUUGUUUUCCAGGUGCAAAUUUCAGAUACUAUUUACAUUUUUGUUGCCAUAUUUCUUGUACUUUUCAUUCUUUCGUAUGCAACUUAUGAUCGUUAAGAUCUUUUCAAUCUGUAUCGGAAUUUAUGUUAUGAAACAGACCACCGAUGUUAUUUGUAUUUUCUC